GAAGGAAUGGAUUUGUCAUGUCCAACAAAAUAGUUGAGGGCAACGAUUUUCUGUGAAAUUGUCGCUCCACUGGCUCUUGUUGUUCCUGUUGUUGUAAAAGUUUGGAUUUCUCGUGGAAAACGCUGUAAAGGGAUUUGUUUUAUAUUAUUUUUUUGGUUGUCUUUUCAGCCAGUGCAGUGCAGUGCAGCAUGCGUGCGUGGCAUGCUGUAUGCUGGACAGCAGCUCACACAAGGGGACAUUAUCGAGUCAUUUGUUGUGGGAAAAACAAUCAGAGAGAGAGAGAGAGAGAGAGAGAGAGAGAAAAACACUCGAAGAAAUCGUCACCUUGGCUCUGGUACUUGAGAGAUAUGCGAAUGCACACUGCAAAUGUGUAUACAAAUAAGGGCUUUAGCAUAGUACAGUGAACUGCACUUUUCAUACAGCACUUAAGCUGAGUAUAAAAACAGUUGUGCCACAGCUUAAGCAUCGACAGUUGCCAUCAGAUUGUGACAUUAUCCAUAAUGCGGCUUCCAGGUCUUCUAUUGUCGUUGGCUGUGUGCUGUUGCUUGGCCUCGCAUGUGCUUGGCCAAUGCAUUGAUACCUAUGAGCCUGGCUGUAAGUUGACAGCUGAGGUGGGUUACCCACAACGUCAUUGCAUCGACCCCACCAAGUAUUGGCUGUGCCCCACUCUGAAUGGAAAAGCGCAACUCUUCAAGUGCCAGACGAAUACGGCCUUCAGCCAGGAGAGAAAUGCUUGCAUAUCCUGGGUCGAUUGGGUAUGGAAACCCUGCGUGGAACCACCAAGUCGUCCAACUGGCUGGCAGCCAUGCAAUCAAAACUAAUAAUAUGUUUUUAAAGAUUUUGAAUAAACAAGGCAAUUUUAAAGACAAUUUGAC
Molecule: messenger RNA, 875 nt
Organism: Drosophila hydei
Lineage: Eukaryota; Metazoa; Arthropoda; Insecta; Diptera; Drosophilidae
Exons: 2
Coding region: 501-821 (106 amino acids)
Molecular function (GO): chitin binding
Source: RefSeq, a predicted model, not a curated record